UUUUACAUUUUGCAGCUAGUUGGUACCGACCACUGUACCUUCAACUCAACACAGAAAGCUUUUGGAAUAGAUGAUUUCAGAAAAAUCCCAAAUGGUGUCAAUGGCAUUGAGGAGAGAAUGCAUCUGGUUUGGGAUACAAUGGUGGCCUCAGGGAAAAUAUCUGUCACUGAUUAUGUUCGAAUAACAAGCACUGAAUGUGCUAGGAUAUUCAAUAUCUAUCCACAGAAGGGAGCAAUACUUCCUGGGUCGGAUGCAGACAUAAUCAUAUUAAAUCCCAAUUCAAGUUUUCAAAUAAGCUCAAAUUCUCACCAUUCAAGAUCAGAUACAAAUGUCUAUGAGGGAUGGAUUGGGAAGGGAAAAGUUGAGAUAACUAUUGCGGGUGGAAGGAUUGUUUGGGAAAAUAACGAACUAAAGGUUAAACGUGGUUCGGGCAAAUACAUAAAAAUGCCUCCUUUCAGUUAUGUUUUUGAUGGAAUUGAGAAAGCAGAUGCGAGUUACAUCUCUUCCCUAAGAGCACCAGUAAAUCGAUUUAAAGGCAUGCAAUGAAAUGCAUGUUCAAGUUAUGAAUACUUGUAAAGUAACAACUGAAUACUAUAUAGUUUUUCGUUUCUUCAAAGCAAUAAGUUGAGGGAUUACGUUGAUGUAUUUUAUUUU
Coffea arabica (coffee) is the source of this 654-nucleotide messenger RNA. The record is from RefSeq and is a predicted model, not a curated record. Lineage: Eukaryota; Viridiplantae; Streptophyta; Magnoliopsida; Gentianales; Rubiaceae.